This is a messenger RNA of Gallus gallus (chicken), 4292 nucleotides long. RefSeq names its product KAT8 regulatory NSL complex subunit 3 (gene KANSL3). The transcript is spliced from 21 exons. The record is from RefSeq and is a predicted model, not a curated record. Gene Ontology annotation, biological process: positive regulation of transcription by RNA polymerase II. Gene Ontology annotation, cellular component: NSL complex. Lineage: Eukaryota; Metazoa; Chordata; Aves; Galliformes; Phasianidae. The coding region runs from base 15 to 2819 and encodes 934 amino acids.
GGGGCGGCGGCGCCAUGGCGCAGCGCGGCGGGGAGCGCGAGCGGGAGCUGCAAUGGUCGGCGCGGAGGAUGGGGACCUCGCUGCUGCUGCAGCUGUCGGCUCACGAGCGGGAGCUCGACCUGGUGUGCCUGGACCACAGCUACGCCAAGCCCUGGAGCGCCCACCCCGACGCCAGCGCCGCCCGCCCCGCCCGAAUGCUGUUCCUCACCCCGCGGCGGCAGCAGCCCGGCAGCGCCCUUGAAGCAGAUGUCCCCAUCGAUGUCGAGACGGUGACGCCCACACCAGUGCCUCUCUAUGACAACCAGAAGGCACGCAGUGUGAUGAACGAGUGUGAGCGGCACGUCAUGUUUGCUCGCACGGAUGCAGAUGCCCCUCCACCCCCAGAUGACUGGGAGGAACACGUGAACAGGACGGGCUGGACGAUGGCCCAGAACAAACUAUUUAACAAGAUUCACAAAGCACUACAGUCUGACAGGCUGGCUCGCUUGGCCAACGAAGGGGCUUGCAAUGAACCAGUCCUGAGGAGGAUAGCAGUGGACAAAUGUGCUCGGAGAGUCCGCCAAGCGCUGGCUAGUGUGAACUGGGACACCAAACUGAUCCAGUGGCUUCACACGACCUUAGUGGAAACCCUCAGUUUGCCUGUGCUGGCUGCUUACCUGGAUGCUCUGCAAACGCUUAAAGGAAAGAUCCCCACUCUGAUCGACAGGAUGCUGCUCUCCUCCACAACCAAGACAGGAGCAGCAGGUGCUGAGGCUCUGUCUCUGCUGCUGAAGAGACCUUGGGACCCUGCAGUGGGGGUCUUGUCCCAUAAUAAACCAAGCAAAUUGCCUGGUUCCCCCCUCAUCCUGAUUGCUUCCUCUGGACCCUCCAACUCCAUGUUCCCCACUUCACGACGGCACCGAUUCUGGCAGUCUCAGCUUUCCUGCUUAGGAAAGGUGAUCCCCAUUGCCACCCACCUGCUGAACAACGGCAGUGGGGUGGGAGUGUUGCAGUGCCUGGAACACAUGAUUGGGGCAGUGAGAAGCAAAGUGGCAGAGAUUCACAACCACUUCUCUCACAAGCCCAUCAUCCUGAUCGGGUGGAACACGGGUGCCUUGGUGGCCUGUCACGUUUCAGUGAUGGAGUAUGUCACUGCAGUUGUGUGCCUUGGAUUCCCUCUUCUAACAGUUGAUGGCCCCAGAGGGGAUGUUGAUGACCCCCUCCUGGAGAUGAAGACCCCUGUCCUCUUUGUCAUUGGUCAGAACUCCCUGCAGUGCAACAUCGAAGCAAUGGAAGACUUUCGGGAGAAGAUCCGAGCUGAUAACAGCAUGGUGGUGGUGGGAGGAGCAGAUGACAAUCUCAGGAUAAGUAAAGCCAAAAAGAAGUCAGAAGGCCUGACCCAGAGCAUGGUGGACAGGUGCAUCCAGGAUGAGAUAGCUGACUUCCUCACUGGCAUCCUCACUCGAGCAGAGAGCCACUCGGGCUCUGAUCCCCGUGACCUGGAUGCUGAGAAGAAGAAGAAGCCACGGGACUCGACUAGGAGGGAUCUGUCGUUUGAUUUGCCAGAAAGAACCAGCAGGCCUGCCUCGCCAGCAUCCAGAGUGCCUGCCUCACCCUCAGGCUCUGAGGACCUAUCCAGUGUCUCCAGCAGCCCCACUUCAAGCCCCAAGACUAAAAUGGCUGCUGUGUCCUCCAUCCAGAAGCCCACCCCGAUCAGCACUGCACAGCUGUUGAAGAGGCAGGUGCAGAGGACGGACACGAUCCUGACACACAAGCAGGCCCAAGCUCAGUUUGCUGCUUUUCUGAAACAAAACAUGCUGGUGAGGAAAGCUCUUCCUCCUGGCACCUCUUCAUGUCUCUUUGUUCCAGUCUCCUCAGAGCACUCAGAAGGGGCUGAGAAAGAUGAUGUGCGCAUGCAGCUGAAGAGGCAUCAGACCCCCAGCCCGACCCAGUGCAGCAAAACCUCCAAACGAGCCAAAAUCAAGGUGACCAUUGUCUCUCACGGAGAUGCUGCUGGCGUGGGGAACGGAGCACCCCUCAGCACCCAGGCAGAAAUUGUCGCAGGAAAGCCAUUCCCCAUGGCAGUCAGCCAGUCUGUGUCGGGUGGGAAGGAGCCCUUCGGACUGCUCGCCACCUCCAAGCUGGGCUCAGCAGCAGAGAGCUCAGUGAGUCCUGCUCCGUCUGCCGCCAUCCCCAGCAGCACGACGCCCAGUGCUUUCCAUGCCCUGCAGAGCAGGCUGGUGGCCAGCAGCACCCACUGCAUGCAGGCCCAGCCAGCCAGUGCCCUCCAAGGAGCAGCUUCUGCCAGCAGCCUGCUGCAGGGGCUGAGCUUCAGCCUGCAAGACAUUGGGACAAAGUCAUCUGCCCUUCCUGCCAGCGUGGCUGCAGCUGGGACGCCAGUGCAAACCUCAGCUGUGAAGACACCCACACCCAUCCAGAACCUGAGUGCCAUCACCACUGGCACUGGCACCAUAGUCCGCACCAUCCCAGUUGCCACCUCUUUGUCGGUAGGAGCCGCAGCGAGCGGGAAGCCCACAGCCAUUCACCAGCUGCUGACAAAUGGAGGACUGGCAAAGCUGGCCAGCAGCCUCCCUGGCUUGGCUCAGAUCUCCAACCAGGCAGCUGGCCUGAAGGCCCCCACGACCAUUACUGUGACGCUGCGUGGGCAGCCCAGCCGUGUGACAACGCUUAGCCAGGCUGCGAUGGGGACAGUGCAGCCCCAGGUGGAGGAGCAACCGAUGCAGACACAGGCACCACAGUCACAGAAUCAUCCCAAGUUGGAAGUGACCCAGCAGGAUCAAGUCCAACCCCUGGCUCCUCACAGACAACCCCAAACAUAGGGAUGAAACUGACUGUCCUAGAGAUGGUGACUGUAGCGAUCUGAGAGCGAUUUGCAGGGGAAAAUGAGUUUAAAAAACAAGCAGAUAAACUCCCACAACACUGAAUGCUGCAUCUUGGGCAGUCAGAUGAGCGUGGAGCAUCCCUUGGGGGGUCAAGCUGCAGUUCCCAGCAAGCUGCACUGAAGGCUGAGGGCAUCAGAAGAUGCCAGGAUCACUCCAGGUUGGGUGAGGGGCUUUUCUCUUGCUUCUGACUUUCCUCCUCCUGUUGUCACUAGCACAGGUAGGUGAGCUGGUGCAGGAGGUGCAGAGCAACCUUUGCUUCACAGACAAAGCUCCCUGGUUCUGGUCCCCUGGUAUUGGGGUGAAUCGUGCUGUGGGCAACGUCAUGGGGGCAGGGAGCAUGCUCCUGCUCCUUGCUGCUCUUUGGGGUUGCUCGAAGUACUGGGAUGUGUAGGGAGCCACUGUCCUACAGGUUGAACCUCUGGAUGGAAACUGGGUAAGUACUGACAGCAGCAGCAGCCAUGAGUUUUUCAUUUAUCCCGUGCUGCUUCGGAGCUGGCACCGCAGCCACUGUUGCCUGCAGCUUCCACGCCGAGUCCUGGUUUGCUUCUGGUUAAAGCUGAGAUUUCUGAGCACCCACAUCCUUCCUCCCCUGACUUCUGUGUUUCUUUCAGUCACUUUGCUAACACGACAGAGCCUGCAAGCACUGGCAGAGCUCAGCAACACAGGGCAAGUGACACUCAGUUAUCCACUGUGCAGAUCCCACCUGAGCAGAGGGUGUCACACCAUCACAGCCCUCACUCCAAAAGUCUUCACCCAGGUUGUGGGCAGCUUUCAUGCUCUUCAAAGGCCAUUUGAAGGCACCCUCAAGGCUGGCAUGCUUUCCUUUAAGUGCUUUGUCACCUGAAACGUGCAGCACAUCUGGCGGAAGAGCAGCGACGCAGCAUUGUGUGGUUUUGCACAGAUGGGCUCUGGGGUGAAUGGGUUCACCUAUGGGUCAAUGUUUUCAGGCAGCCACGCUUGAAACUCCGGUGUUUGAUUGUAGACUGUGACUUGGAGCUCCAGUGCUGAGCUUGUGUGUUCAAGGCAGUGGCUUAAUGGUGUGAGAGCUGCUUCAAAAGCAAACUGAAAGCAGGCUCUUACAGGAAAUGGAGUGAGCUGUGUGUUUUUGUGACUAAUUAUAGCCCUUGACAUCAGCUCGUGUGUACCUUUAGCACAUAGGAUUACGUAAUUCAGCGGGGCUUCCUGGAAAAGAGCAAAUUUACAAAAGGCUUUGGGGGAUUAUGCCAGAGCUUCAACUCUUGUGUUUUCAGCAGCAGCCAAAACCUUUGUUGGUUGGGUUUCUUUUGAAAUUCCAGCUGACUUCAGUGUGUCUGUGCAGGAAGCGUGAAGCCCACGCAUCGUGUUGCUGUGUGCUGUGCUUUCUAACUCUGGGGGCUGGGAUGCUGCUGGUGGCUGCUGAGAUGCAGCGUG